GCGUGAUCUUGGGCGUGACGCAGGAGGUGGGCGUGUCUCACGUUUGCCCUCCCACAGUCCUUUGCGACGUCCUUCACUGUCAUGGCGUCCCAAGGUAGCACUCUCCAUAGCAAGGUGGCCAAACUUCUGAGUCGGCGGAAUGGAAAGCCCGUAUUGAAACCUAACCGGCCCCUGGUGCUGGCGGACAGGGUGGCCAACCGGAAGCCGGACAUGGGAGGUGGGUAACUAUAAACAUGGCCGAGUUUGCCAUAAGCACACAGGUUUGUAAUGUUUAAACAGCAGCUCCCUCCCCCUCCCUCCCCCACUAUAGACCCUGUCCGCCGCCCCCACUAUAGACCCUCCGCCCCCCACUAUAGACCCUGUCCGCCCCCCACUAUGUCCGUAGACCCUGUCCGCCCCCACUAUAGACCCUGUCCGCCCCCCCACUAUAGACCCUGUCCGCCCCCCACUAUAGACCCUGUCCGCCCCCACUAUAGACCCUGUCCGCCCCUCCCCACUAUAGACCCUGUCCGCCCCCACUAUAGACCCUGUCCGCCCCCCACUAUAGACCCUGUCCGCCCCCCACUAUAGACCCUGUCCGCCCCCCACUAUAGACCCUGUCCGCCCCUCCCCCACUAUAGACCCUGUCCGCCCCCACUAUAGACCCUGUCCGCCCCUCCCCACUGUAGACCCCGUCCGCCCCCCCCACUGUAGACCCUGUCCGCCCCCACUGUAGACCCCGCCGCCCCCUCCCCCCCCCACUGUAAACCCCACAAGAGGCACUUCAAUGUGAUGUUGCAGGAGGCAGAGGACCAGAAGAGCAGAGGGAGUAAAAUACACUACAUUUCUUUAACACAGUUUAGAGCAGGCUUCCCCAAACUCCGGCCCUCCAGAUGUUCCUGAACUACAACUCCCAUGAUUCUCAGCCUAUCUGUUUCAUAGAAUCAUGGGAGUUGUAGUUCAGCAACAUCUGGAGGGCCGGAGUUUUGGGAAACCUGCUCUAAACUGUGUUAAAGAAAUGUAGUGUUGGGUAUACAACCCCCACACUAAGUUGCUUGCAACAUCACAUUGCAGUGCUUCUUGUGGCUGUCAGUAUGAUUGCGAGUAAAGACAUGUUUAACUUUUCAAGGUAAACAUUGUCCUUUCUGCAAAUGACAAAGUUUUGCCAUUUUGUUGAGAUGAACUGGUCUGGAAGACUUUAGUGGUCUUUUUAAACAGUGAACAGACUGAUGUAAAUAUCAGUAUAAGCAAAAGACACUCUUAAAGGGACUCUGCAGUGCCAGGAAAACAAACUGUUUGCCUGGCACUGCAGGUUCCCUUCUCCCCCCCCCCAAUCCCAGGUUGCUGAAGGGGUUAAAACCCCUUCAGUGACUUACCUGUACCCAGCAGCCAAUGUCUCUCGACGCUGGAUCAGGGUCCGCCCAUGCUCCUACCCCGCUGACGUCAUCUGGCAGGGGGAGACUUAAUGUGCAUGCAUAGGAAAGCAUUAUUCAAUGCUUUCCUAUGGGGAUUUCAGCAACAUUGGAGGUCCUCACAUAACAUGAGGACGUCCAGCGUCAUUAUAGCACACGUUUCGUGUGCUGUGAACCCGGAAGUGACCUCUAGUGGCUGUCUAGUAGGCCCUCUAGGCUUGACAAAGCCUAGUAGACAGGCACUAGAGGAGGACUUAACCCUGCAAGGUAAAUAUUGCAGUUUAUGAAAACUGUAAUUACACUUGCAGGGUUAAGGGUAGUGGGAGUUGGCACCCAGACCACUCCAAUGGGCAGAAGUGGUCUAGGUGCCUGGAGUGUCCCUUUUAAUGUAAGGUGUGGUGUGCAUAUUUUUUUUUUUCCUUCCGAUAGAUUUUUAAAUUGUUUAUGUAAUGUAUAAAAAAGGUUGCAUUUGUAAAUAGACAAUCCCUCUUUUAAUUUAGAGAACAGUUAAAAUAGUGUUCUUUAUUUUGCAGAGGCAAGUUGCAUAACUGAAAUGUCUGUAAUGAUGGCUUGUUGGAAACAGAAUACGUUCAACGAUGCUCUUUGUUCCAAAGAAAUUGGUGCUUUCUUUAACUGUGUGAAAAAAGCAGAGGUAACACUUAUUUUAGAAACACGGUGUACAAAUUAAAUUUUACUCUCUAUAAAGUGACGGUGUCUUUUUUGCACAGCAGAAACAUAAUCAUAUAUAGUUGUAUUCUUCAAAGAAUUGCAUGUUAGAAUAAAUAGGACUGGGACAGUGUACCCAGACCACUUCAAUGAGCUGUCCUAUAGCCUGUCCAUGCAGUCUUUUCAGUGUAAACACAGUCUUUUCUGAGAUGGGCGGUAAACUAAACACUGUCUCACACACUCACAAAUGAUUUGUUUUAAUUCAAUUUACGUCUACCCAACCUCUAUAUCUUUUGGGAGGGCUAGAGUGGAUCCUUUCUAUGGGGUCCAGUGUGGCUUCUGUCCUCUUUAAGCUGCUCUUGCUCUGUUCCCAUGCGCAUAGUUUUGUGGUUCCGGGGCCGGAGUGACGAGGCUUGUGCGAUGGAGCAGAGUGCGAAGAUUACAGCUCCCUCAGUCGCCUGCCUCGGCUGAAAAGCCCAGCCUUAUAGAAAUGAGUGGGUCCUGGUGUGUUCAGUACUGCUGAAAAGGUUUUCAAAGAAGUUAAUGGAACCAUUUCUUCUGUAUUACAUAUUUUAGCGGUUUCCUUAUAUUAUAAUUAAAGCACUGCACAAAUUCUAGUCAAAGCCAUAUUUAACCAGGAUCUUUUCUAUAGAGUAACUGGAUUAUUUAUAAAAUGUGAAUUUCAAUUGUUGGGCCAUGAUAGUUGAAGUGAAAAUAUAGUUAACUUCUGCUAUUUUGGUAUAAAAUGCUACUUUGGAUUCCUGACAAUUCAUUUUUUUAUUAAUAUAUAUAUAUUCGUCAGCCACGUCCUACCUCUUUGGCCGAGAUCAUAAAUGUUGAUGAUAUCAUUCAAUCCAAUGCUUCUCCAUAGGAAAUAAUUGGGAGGUUAGUGAGCAUGUGUGACAAAAUUCAGCGCUGCUCCAAUCAGAUGGUCUCCAGAGACCGUUUGACUAAAAAAAUUAAAACAUUUAUUUUUUGUACGGAUGCGCAUUUCCUAGCUGUUAUAUUGAAAGCCAUUAUGGGAGGAGGGCUUGACAAAGCCUUGGAUUUGUGAGCGUGUUAAGCCCCAGAGGUGCCUGGCUGCCUGAGAGCGGCGACUGGGGGCUACUGGAUGCCAGGGAAAGCUGAUCCACUCUAGUUCUCCCAAGCAUGUUGCAGUAUCUUGACUAUCUCAGCCAAACCCCAUAGGAAAGCAUUGGGAGACUAUUGCGCAUGUGCUGCAAAACAUCAUGCUGCGCAAUCAAUCUAUCCUCCUAGAGAUGCAUUCAUUCAAUGCAUCCCUAUGGAGAGCAUUAAGUUAGGUGCUGCACACUACAGCAGUUACCCAGGAAGCACCCCUAGAAGCUGUCUGAGUGACUGUCACUGGUACUUGGCAGCAAUGUAAAUACUGCCUUUUGUCUGAAAAGUCAUUGUUUACAUUGAAAAGCAGCAGGAUAUAGAUUUCAGAACAACUAAGCUGUAGUGGUUCUGGUUCCUAACUUUUUUAGCUGGCUCCGAGAUUCCAAGGACAUUUGUCAAGCCAUGCAUUAGAGGCAACUUAACCCUACAAUAUAGACCCUUCCAUUCCUGUGGGACAUGAUACGAUUGUGAGUUAAAGGAAUUCUCCAAACACCUAAAGCAAUUUAGCUUGCUGAAGUGAUUUUAUGUGCGAAGAGGGUGUGGGUUUUUUUUUUUUUUUUCAGAUUACAAAAAGUGCAAAUUUCAAUAUGCACUUUUUUUUUAUAAAUUAAGAUUUUUAAAUUUCCUUGCUGUCCUUGCAAUCAGACAACAGGUCCUGUUACUUCCUGGUUGUUUAGCUCAGUGAGGCUAAACUCAAAUGGAAGACUGUUGCUCAGCUCAGAGCACCUUGCAAAAGCUUCACAAUGAGCUUCUUUGGAAGUCUGUGAUUGGACAGCCACAGAAAGUCUGGUCUGGGGAAGGCUGCGGACAAGAGCUUUGCAGCUUUUGCAAGCUGUUUUUAGAUAUGCCUCCCCCCCCCCCAAAAAAAAUGCAUGUUUUCAAUGGGGGUGUAUUCUCUACACAUUACCCCCUUCCUUCUAUGUUAAUAUGUUUUUUACUUUAUGUAGUUGAUAUUUUAUGUUCUGUUUAACCCAUUUUCGUUGCAUUGUAGUUGCCUAUAUCUCUAUUCACGUGAUAACCAGUUAUGUUGUAAAAUAAACUUGGUGAUCCGUUCUAUUGUAUAUAACAUGCACUUAAUCUACUGUUAACAACUUCUUUAGGUUCUGCCAACUAUUGUAUUUAUAUCUAUGGGCAUUGUGGUGGGGAAGGCAAAGUUGCUCCGUAAGCUGUUUCUUGGGGCCUGACUUUCUGUUUUAAUCAAUAAGAACCAAAUUAACGGGCAAUGCUGGGUCCUGGGCAUAGUUGGCUAUUCAGAACCACUUAUCUAUAGUGUGCAGGAAAUGGGUUAAAACGCAUAAAGUUCUACCAAACCUUUCUAUUCAGAUAAACAGAAUAUUUAAAAUAUGCAUCAUAUACUAGUCUUGGCAAGUAAAUAUUUUUUAGUUCUAUUCCGCAAAUAAUUUGUCUUUUUUAUUUUAAUCUUUGUGCAGGCUAAUAGAAAGUCUGGACUUAACCAAGAACUACAAACCGGAAGACUACCACCGAAACAGCUAAACCAAUUACUGAAGCGGUUUCCAAACAAAAGCCAUGAGAUCUAGAUAUUUUACUUGUAGCUUCAGUUGACUUUUCAUUCUUUAAAGAAAGACUAUUUAAUGCGCCUUUUUAACAGUAAUCACCAUGUUUAAGGACGCUUGCCACAAGUGGGACGAUAAGUGUUUGCAACUUCAGUGGACCUGUUUUUUUUUUAUUUUUUUGCCAUUUAUUUUCAGCAGGGCCUGUUCUUAUAUCAGGCAUGUAAUAAACACCAUGAAAAAGACUCUUGCUUUCAGUAAAAAAAAAAAAAAAACACACAGACAAAAAACAACAAAUCACGCUUGUUUAUUUAUUUAUUUUUAG
Messenger RNA from Pelobates cultripes (western spadefoot toad), 5012 nucleotides. The record is from the annotation of a GenBank genome assembly. NCBI's taxonomy places the organism in Eukaryota, Metazoa, Chordata, Amphibia, Anura, Pelobatidae.